Labeo rohita (rohu) is the source of this 1719-nucleotide messenger RNA. Its product is annotated as serine/threonine-protein kinase Nek4. Gene Ontology annotation, biological process: protein phosphorylation; lipid transport; lipoprotein metabolic process. The coding region runs from base 1 to 1719 and encodes 572 amino acids. Gene Ontology annotation, molecular function: ATP binding; lipid binding; protein kinase activity. Gene Ontology annotation, cellular component: extracellular region. The record is from RefSeq and is a predicted model, not a curated record. NCBI's taxonomy places the organism in Eukaryota, Metazoa, Chordata, Actinopteri, Cypriniformes, Cyprinidae. The transcript has 8 exons.
AUGAGUAAUUCAGAUCAUUCUGAACAAAAUGCUCACCAGAGGAAUGAUGAUGAAAGAUCACGAGUGUUAAGAGAACAUGGAUUCACCAUGAAAAAAGAACUUGAACCAGGGAAGUCAGGGAGAGCAUUUCUGGUGACCAAUACAGAGGGAGAUUUAUGUGUGGUCAAAGAGAUCAGCUACAGAGAUGAGAAUAAUUUCAGCACAGUUAAAGAGGAAGUUGAGAUGUUGAAGACUCUGGUCCAUGGAUAUAUUGUUACGUAUGAGGAUUCAUUUGAAGAUGAAGAAGCUGGACUCUUCUAUGUGGUGAUGGAGCAUUGCACAGGAGCAGAUUUUUACCAGAGGAUGCAAAUACAGAUAGAAAAGGGGAUUUUUGAAGAACAACAGAUCAUUGACUGGCUUGUGCAAAUUUGUCUGGCUCUUCAGUACCUCAGUGACAACAAUGUGCUUCACAGAGAUAUAAAUCCUCAGAAUAUUUUUCUGACUGAAAAUGGCUACAUAAACCUAGGUGUUUUUGGAUGCUCAAAAAAAAUAGAAAGAUAUAAUGCAUACAAAAAACCAGUUGUGGUUGCUGACCUCUAUGUCAGUCCUGAUGUUCUGUCAAAAGGUUGCAAGAGUGACAUCUGGUCAUUGGGAUGGUUACUCCAUGAUCUCUGUAUGCUGGAUGUGUGGUCAAAUAACCUAGAGCGCCACUAUCUCCAUGCUCUCAGCCUGAAAGGAACCACCCCUCAAAUCUCAGAGAGAUACUCAGAGGAACUACGGGAAUUAAACAGAGAAAUGCUCAGCCGUGACCCUAAAGACAGACCUUCAGCUGAUGAGAUUCUAGCAAAACCAUUCCUGAAAGAUGCUGUGAAGAGAAACAAGGGAAUUCCAGAAGCACUUGAGCAAAGCUUAAAGAAGGCCAUCAAGUCCUUUAAUAAGGCCUACAGUGAGCACUAUAAAGACUUUGAGAUCUUGGUUAGUGACUGGGAAAAAACAAUAGAUUCUCUAGAGUCUGUACAUUACAGCGCCACAGCAGGCAGUCUGUCAGGAGCAGUGAUUGGAGCAGCUGGAGGAAUCACUGCAUUAGUUGGUGUAGCUUUGGCUCCUUUCACUUUUGGAGCAUCUCUGAUUGUAACAGGUAUUGGUGUUGGAGUUGGAGUUGCAGGUGGUGUAACUGGUGCUGCAUCCAACAUUACCAAUACAGUCAAACAAAAGUCAUUUCGUGAGAGCCUUGAACAAAUUGAGCAGAAGUAUAGAAAUGUAAGCGAACCGAUCCUCAGUUCUUUGAAUACACUGAGAAGGGUCCUGAGAAAAAUAUUCAAGUUCUCUAUUUUUGUUAGAGGCUCAACUCUUGAUAACAUACAGACGGCAUGGAAGGUCAGCAGAAGCACAGCAGACUGUGCCACUGGUCUAGUGAGUCUGGGGAUGUUGGCAAAUGUUGGCAGAAUUGCUGUUCAGGCUGCCAAAAUCGGCCGAGCAGCAGCAGCAGUAUCAGGUGUGUUGAGUGGACUCUUGGUUAUUGCUGACGUCGCCUUCAUAGUGAAAGAUUCCCGAGAAAUACAUGAGAUGAGACAGCAGUGGAAAACAGAUGAUCCAGAAAAAGUCUCAUCCAGUGUGCUCAAGUCAAUUGCACAGAUGAGAAAAACACACAAAGACCUUUGCAAUAUCUUAAAGGAAAUCAAAGAAACAAGAGAAGAAUUAAACGACUAUAUAAAACUGACCAGAGGUGACAGAGAUUAA